AUGCCUCCCACUCACCUACCUGUAUGCUUGGAUGUAGAUUUCGAAACCAUCGAGGUAGGUGUUGGGGAGACGUUGUACAGAUGCGAGCUUUGCCCUGGGAGGGCACCCACCAAGAGCUAUCGCGAUCACAUCAGCUCCGCUAUGCAUCAACGAAAGAUUACCGAACGUGAGGCAGCCAGCAGAAGUUUGGGCACGGCACCUGCCCAGCUUCCCCCCAAAGGUUUGGCGGUAGAGCAGCUGGUGGAAGAAGAUCGAGACGCGCCAGACAGCGAUGGCUUUGAGUGGGAUGAUUACCUCUUUGAGGCCAUCAAUCAAUUGGCUGAUGAACAGGUACCCCGACAGCUUUUUAACAUUAAAAAGGCUACUUCUUCGGAGUCUUCUUGA
Molecule: messenger RNA, 384 nt
Organism: Puccinia graminis f. sp. tritici CRL 75-36-700-3
Lineage: Eukaryota; Fungi; Basidiomycota; Pucciniomycetes; Pucciniales; Pucciniaceae
Exons: 2
Coding region: 1-384 (127 amino acids)
Source: RefSeq, a predicted model, not a curated record